UGAUAUGAGCGGUACCCACGAGGUUGGAGAACGUGCGCUCGCAACCGUCCGAAAACUCGUCGGUACUCUUGUGAUUCUCUUUGUCUUUGGUUCGGUUUUUUUUUCUUUUUUUUACAUUUGGUUCGCUUUUGGCAAGUGACUCUGGAUUAUAGCGUGCCGGUGCGAGUGGCUGUUAUUGGAUACGUAUACGUUUUGUUGGAGAUUCACGGUUAUGGUGGCAACCCCUGAGGCCAUUAGAAGGAUGUUGCCAUGAACGGACCGCUGGUACAACAGUCGUUCCCGCACACGAACGGCGUCGGCGGCAGCGUCUCGCGCCUCUCGAACCGCCGUCCGGUCAGCAGGUCGUCCGCCAUCCAGUCGGACUGUCCGCCGGACACGGACGCGCCGACCGCCGAAUCAUCCCCAAGUCUCGGCGAACGAUCCGUGUCACUGACGACACUGCAACCCACCAUCCCGAGGAUGGCCCAGUUGGAAACCUUAGAAGCCAAGAUGGCCAGUAUAGAAGUCUCAUUGUCGAGUACGCCGCGUCGAAAGAAAAACGGUAGUUUGAGCCUGGGCUCGUCCAUCCGUUCCAUCCCCAAAGAACUGGCGGCGAAAGAGCUGGAGAACUUGAGGAACGCCCUUAGAGACAAAGAGAACAUUAUUCAAAGUCUGAAGGGCCAACUCACAAUGCCCGGCAUGAGAUUGAACACGAUCAGAAACGGCAACAAUAACAUAACCAGCAACAGGGAGCUGAGCGAAGUGGAGAAGAAACAGGCCGAGGACAGACUCAACAGGCUCAAAACCGACAUCGACAACAAGAGGCUGACCAUCAAAAACCUGAAAAUGGCUUUGGAAAGGCUGGACAUCACUGACAACAUUGACGUGCGAAUACAACAAGCGGAGCUGGAAUAUCAGCUUGGGAGAGAAGAGUUGAACUUGCUGACGCUUUUGGAGGAGACGCGGGCUCUUCAAUUGUGCAUCGAGGAAUCCAAUAAAAAUUCAGACUGUCACACCUUGUACAGUUGUAUAUAUGGUAACGGAUUGUACGUCUUGCAAGCGAUAGAAGUGGAUUACGACUUGAAGAGUCCGAAAUUUGGGGCUGGCCAAAAAGAAUCUACGCCUGGUCUUUGGAUAGACUGGGCUCUAGAGGAAACGGGAUUGUGCAAAGAAGACAGAUUAGUCGAAGUCAACGGCAAAAUUGUUUUGAUGAAAAACAGAGAUGACUUGUCCAGACUUUUGGCUGCAGCACCCGAUCCAGCCCAACUGGUGGUACUGAGGAAAAUCUCCCCCGAAACCCCUGAAAUCACCAACAGCGUCGUCAAGAACGGCAUCAACGAAGUGAACGCCCUCCGUUCGGAACUCGAAGUGGUACGCGAACGAGCUGAGGAAGCCCAAAAAGUCAAGGACAGCCUAAGAUCAGACAACAUCAGACUCACCCACCGGAUUUCGUAUUUAGAAGAACAGGUAUCAGAACUGUUAACUCGCAAGAACGAAACGAACGACAUAAGAAUAGUCACACCUAAGCCAGUAAUUUCAACAGUCAAGACCAACCAAAACGUGACCAACAUAAACAUCACCACCCAAUCACCAAAUCCCAAACCAGAGAUGCAGGUGUUCCAAAAAGGGCCGCAGGUCACAACUUUAGUCUCCAGCAUGUCCGACCCACACGUAUCCGUACCCAUGAGGUCCAAGAGCAGUCUGUCCAACGUUUCCAACACCCACAUAUCAGCGCCCAGUCCCCAAUUAGACUACCACUGUCACAAGAACCACAGACACAAACACAGGCAGCCCAGAAACGGGCUGCCACCGAACCACAGUCUGGAGCACCCCGAUAAAGCUCUGUACAGAAAACACCACCACCACCACAGGGAAAAGGAUUAUAAUUCGGAGACGAGUUCGGCUGUGGAACACGUCACACGUUACAACAAGAGAAACACCGAAAGCAAUCACCGGUACUCCGGCGAUUUCAGCAAGGCCAAUUCGGAGAAGGAGUACAGCUCCGACGUGAUGGACCAGAGCUACAAAAAGGCCACGAAAAUCGUGCACGAACUGACGAGAAAUCGCGACAAUCUUUACGAAAAGCACAGACAAAAAUGCAUAACGGCCUCGGAAAAGUAUAACUCCGACAUUCUGAAACAUUACAACGCCAGAAAGUCCACGUCCGUCCUGGACUUCCGUUCCGAAAUACACAUUGGACCCAAAUACGUGGACAGUAAAAGCGUCGAGGAUUUGGACGCCUUAGAUUCAUCGUCGAAAAGUACAAACAGGAUUUACAAAAAGAUUCAGGAUUGUAGAAGCGUCAAGUCUUUGGACUUCGACAGUGACUGCAAUUCGACUUCGACACGAUUAAACGGCAAUACCAAGAGUGUGGAUUACACUUCGGAACCUUUGGACAGCAAUAAAAAGAUCUCGUAUUAUCACAAUUAUUAUAACGACAAACCUAGACCGACACCUCCUAAGAAACCAUUGAGACUUUCUUUGCAUAAAACUCAAAGUUUACAGUCGGUUGAGACUCCACCACAAACUCCGCACGAUUCCCCCAACAAGCACGAAUCCAGAAAAAGGAAUUAUCGGGGGGAAGUGCCGAUAUGUGUUAGUAUCAAAUCUCAUGAGCAUAACGGAGACUGUAAUGGGAACAAGGACAUGAGGUGGACCAACUAUAAACAGGGCAUUGAACAGCAUACAUUAGAAAAUGGGAGUUGGUGUUAAAGUAGAUUAAUAGGGAGUAUUGAUAAAGUAAAAUUAUUUAUUAGAGUUAUUUCUUAUAGAAUAAAAAUUUUAUGAUGUACAAAUGUUAUAGUUUUAAUCACGUGCUUUAAUAGCUGCAAUUAAUACGUACUUAUGAACGACUGAAUAAAAUAUAGAUGUAA
Molecule: messenger RNA, 2852 nt
Organism: Aethina tumida (small hive beetle)
Lineage: Eukaryota; Metazoa; Arthropoda; Insecta; Coleoptera; Nitidulidae
Gene: sprt
Exons: 8
Coding region: 250-2691 (813 amino acids)
Molecular function (GO): protein binding
Source: RefSeq, a predicted model, not a curated record